CACCCCAUCAACAACCACGCGCAGAUUAGCGCGUCCACGUGGUGUAUCAAGCGUGUACGAGAUAUUACAGACACUGCAUCACAGCUCAUUCAAUUUCUAUCCAGACGCCGACCAAUUCAGAGACAGCUAUGGCUUCCGGGGUGACAGUGACAGAUGAUGUUAUCACAGUCUUCAACGAGAUGAAGGUGCGCAAGUUGCAGGCUAACGAGGAUGAGAAGAAGAAGAGGAAGAAGGCAGUGCUGUUCUGCCUUAGUGAGGACAAGAAGCACAUCAUCCUGGAGGAGGGUCAGGAGAUCCUAACAGGAGACGUGGGCGUCACCGUCCAGGACCCCUACCUGCACUUUGUCAAGAUGCUGCCCGCAGACGACUGCCGCUACGCCCUCUACGACGCCACCUAUGAGACCAAGGAGACAAAGAAAGAGGACCUGGUCUUUAUCUUCUGGGCCCCAGAUGGUGCUCCCCUGAAGAGCAAGAUGAUCUACGCCAGUUCAAAGGAUGCCAUCAAGAAGAAGUUCACAGGUAUCAAACAUGAGUGGCAAGUGAACGGUUUGGAAGACAUCAAGGACCGACGCACCCUUGCAGACAAGCUCGGAGGCUCAUCGGUAGUCACCCUGGAAGGAAGCCCUAUAUAAAUCUAGCCCCGGGCUUCAACUGAAGCCAGACACAUCCGAGGGGUUUGGCUGUUCAUUCCAAUAUGGUUGGGAGGCGGGGCAGAGCAGGACCAGGAUCAUUUGUGGGACUGUUGGGGGGGAGGGGGGUUGUGGGAGGGGGGUGGGGUGAAAGUGACAGUUUUCAAAUUCCACAACUGCAGGCUGUCAUUCCAGUUCACACAACACAAUGAAAAUGAACAAAAUACACAGAAAAAAAUUAAUACAAAAUUGAUGAAGGAUGAUUAUGAAGACUAAAUACACAAUGUAAAUGUUUGAGGACAGGGUUUUGUUCUUUCUGGAUUCCAUUAGAAUGACGAUGGCAGAGAAAGGGACAGGGCAACCACUCUACAAUUCCAACUAUUGAAUCCUGCAAGAUAAUAUUCUUAAUUAUACAACUACUUUUUUUUGCCAAACUUUUAGUUAAGUUUUCUAAGUGUGUAGUUGAGACUAGGUGUAGUACAAAACAAUUUACUCUUGAUCGAUUUGCACAAGAUUCAUCAACCUACUCCAGGGGAACACGUUUGCAUUAUUAUUUUUUACAUGCAAAUUCCAAAACGUUUGAAGAGUUUCCAGUUCUGAGUAAAAAACAUGGCAUUGAUGUAAUAAUUUAACACAUUCCUUAUACUUGUUAAACAACAGGAUCUGGUGGGGUUAGAAGUCUGAAUUGGGUAGUGUGAAGGUAAGAUGGGGAGCGACGUAUUUGAACAGCCUGUGUUCAGAACUUGGACUGGUAUUGAAUGGUGGAUGUUUUGUAUGGUCUCCUUGUCUCUAAUAAAAAGGCACUAAACGCGUAACUUUA
Messenger RNA from Coregonus clupeaformis (lake whitefish), 1449 nucleotides. Its product is annotated as cofilin-2. Gene Ontology annotation, cellular component: actin cytoskeleton; cytoplasm; actin cortical patch. Bases 129 to 632 code for a protein of 167 amino acids. Lineage: Eukaryota; Metazoa; Chordata; Actinopteri; Salmoniformes; Salmonidae. The record is from RefSeq and is a predicted model, not a curated record. Gene Ontology annotation, biological process: actin filament fragmentation; actin filament severing; cell motility. The transcript is spliced from 4 exons. Gene Ontology annotation, molecular function: actin filament binding.